CGGGAGAGGGGAACAUGGACGCCGCGAUGCUGCAGCUGCUGGAACAGUUCAGUAACACAAUAGUUCCCUGGAAGCCGGAAUGUGGCGUCAGAGGGAGGAGCCUCCCACUCCAGCCCUGAGAGACGUCACCUCCGGGAGCAGAGCAGCGGCAGCCACGGAGAGAGAGCCGAGAGAGUCCCCGGGAACUGGCUGGACGCACUGACACCGGCUCUGAUCCGCGGGCUGAGCAGCUUGGAGUCCCGGGAGCAACUGAUCAGCUGCUGGUUGUCCUACCUGUUCCUUGGCCCGCACAGAUCCAGGUCCAGGAAGAUGUGCCACAGGAUAUCGCCCAGGAGAAGCCUGUGGUGUACUGUUUGGUCCUCCAGAAGAAGUGGGUUACUAUUACUGCUGCUGUCCUUUCUGCCAUACACCUUUAGUUCAGAGUGUCCCCCUCCUCCGGAGCCAGAGAAUGGUGGAUUCAUUUGUCACCCCCCACACUGUGAGAAGCCCUUCACCUCUGGCAGUGUCGUAGAGUACUUCUGUGCUGAGGGGUACAUGCUGAAAGGGGACUACAAAUACCUCACAUGCAAGAACAGGGUUUGGAACCCACCUAUGGGUGUUAGCUGCAGACUGAGCCAAGAAACCAGCAAAAAUACCAGCAUUGGAGUUUCAACACUAUCCAUUGUUGCCUCAACGGCCAGCUCUGUGGCCUUGAUACUGCUGCUUAUUGUCCUAUUUGUGCUAUUACAGCCCAAAAUCAAAUCAUUUCACCACAGCAGGCGUGAAACAUGCGUACCAGGGGAGCAGGUUUCCAUCAUGGUUGAUGGCGUACAGGUUGCCCUUCCUUCCUAUGAGGAAGCAGUUUAUGGCAGUGCAGGAAACUGUAUUCCAUCUGCCAGCUCUCGUGUGCAGAUUGUGUUGUCUGAAGGACCAGGGGAGGAGCAGGACAUACAGCAGGAGGUGUCUGGCUCUGACAUCCCAGGACAAUCCACAGGGACUACUCAUGUUUCUGGCCAAACUGUUGCACAUACAACACAAUACGCUGCCGGUCGCUCGCAGCGCUCAGAGACAGUGCUGGUCCAUCAGCCUUCCUCCCAGUGGGUGUCUGGAGCAGAGGGCAGGACUCUGGGAAGGGAAGGUGUGGAUUCUGAAAACAGUGAUGUGCAGAGUCUUUUGUCACUUUCAUCCGAGGAUUACACAGAUGAUAUCCCACUGCUGAAAGAAGCUUGAACACUUCUAACUCCUCGCUCAACUCUGCAGGAUCUCCACAAUCUUCCUGCUCUGCCCUUCCUGUAUUCACAGGAGCUCUGGAGCUGACAAAUUGUGCCUCCCCCCCCACCCCACUGAACACAGACGCUCUGUUCCUUAUCUGCAGAGCACUGGGAGCAGAUGGUCUGAGCCUUGCUUGCAGAGGUGUACAACUAUAUUUAAUAUGUAUGUGUUAUUCUGUAAGCUAUAUACAGCUAUAAGAAUAUCCCUUUGAAUGGGGGGGGUUGGAUCUUACUUUGCCUGGCACUUCUCCUUACUAAAUAUAUUGCUGCCUCUUGUUCUUUCCAGUGACUCUGGCACUUGCACAUGUAAACCUUUGGUUCCAUAAGGUCUACACUGCUAUGUGCAGAAAUAUAUAUUGUCCCCGAGAGAAGACCUAUGACUGCAGAUUAAGUGCUCUGAUCCUCAAAAAUGGGGUCCAGUGCAAUAAUCCUUCCUGUUACAGAACACAAGACUAGAAAUCCUUUGUUACCUUUGUGGUUAGGCUGACGGGCGUUCUUUACAUUAAGUACCAUUUAGGAAACCAUUUCUCAUUGUUGGGGUGAAAGUUGAGCUGUGUAGCUUAGUAACUGGAUGUGUGUGGUGUGGUUCCUACACCACUCUCUGGUAGUCUGGGCAAAUAAAUUGGGAUCUUCUUAGGAUUUGAGCUUUCUGCUACUAGGGGGUAUUUACUAGACAUCGGUUUUUCAAAGAUGCUGAUUUUCUGAGACUUCUGAGAGUUGAAUUUGAGGACAAUAGUAAUAAAUACAAAUAGUAAUAAAGGUAAAAUUAGUCUUUCUGUGUACAUCACUAUUGUCCUUUCAGAUUCAGCCUUCAUAGUCACUGAUUCUUAACGGCUUUGUAAAAAUUAUCUUUAGUAAAUAUACCCCCAGGUCUUGUGAAACGCUUUUAAUGCAGUUUUUAAAGGGAAAGUAUCUUAAAACUGUGACGCUUAUUAAGGGAUGUGCUGAACAGUUCCUAGGAUUUGUCCAGAUACUGAAUUGUUUUUGCAAAAGAUUCUGCCACCUAAUGAACUAAAAUAGAACCCUGAUUUGCGUUUAGAUUAUGUUAGUGGGGUCUAAAGAAUAAAUUCAUCUGUCAUUCUUGCUACAAAAAGUGCUAUUUUAAUGGUUUUAAAGCAUAAUAAACACACUUGGAUAUAGCUGGCCAUAUCCCAGGAGUGAACAUGAACCUUUUCAAAAAUCGUCUGGGUUCUGCCUGACCCUGUGCAUCUUUGCAUUUAAUGGGGGAGAUUCAAAUGUUUGAAAAGUUGGUUGGGUGUCUGUUUUUUCCUGUCUAUUAGAUAGGACAAAACAGACUCCCAACUAACUUUUCAAACAUUUGAAUCUCCCCCAAUAUAUAGUUGACAAAUAAGUAGAUUUGAACAUUGUAGUUUUGCACUAUUAGGUAGAUUUUUAUUGUUUUGGCAGGUUUUUUUUUUUCUUUUGUACAAUGAUCUGUAUUUACAAUCAUUCAGUAUUGCGGUCUAUGGCGUUUUAUUACUGUCAAAAUGGUUUCCAUUGUGAGUUAGAAUUAAAAAAAAAAAAACAAAUACUUUCCCUUUAAGCCACAAAUGUACAGUAACAGCCUUUACGGCCUGGAAACCAUGCAGGCAGGUAGCCCUGAACUGUAACAUACAGUACCUUUUGGGCAUUGCAAGUGCCGAGCCUUGUUCUACGCUGUAGCCAUCUUGUAUGCGGUCAGUGACCCUGAGGCAGUGUGUUUUACAGGAAAGGUGCAUGUGGGGAGCAAUAGAGCAGGUAAUUGGUAUGGGUUUAUGUGGGGAAACAUGCCUUAUGAACAUGCAGAUGAUUAGCCCUAACUAUUAACAUAAUGUCCAUAUUAUGUUCAUUGAACUAAGCAGAAAAUCCGUGGGUGAAACCACAAGCCGUGCAGAAAGAUGGCACUGGAGGUUCGAUAUUGCUGAGCAGAAGAGGAUUAUAUAAUAUAGGAACUGAGAAGGGAGAUUGUAUUCUUGCUAGUAUGCGUGUGUGUACAUAUACCAUAUACUACAUUAGACAAUUGUCACAUGCACACCUACACAAGUGUGCUUGUGUAUGAGUGUAUACUUGUGAGUGUGUGUAUAUAUGUAAGUGUUUUUAUUAUUUUUUUGUGUCGGCUUGUAUUUUUCAGGGGGCCUUUUUUGUUUUGUUUUGUUUUUUUAUGUCCCAAAUGUAAAAGGUUUACAUUUCAGAGAGCGCACUGAUGCAGAGCAGACCAGUAUCCAGUUGUGCAACAUUGUCUGUUUUAUUGUGUAUGACAAAAUGUAUCGAGUCACCAACAAGAUGCUCUAGUUAACAUGAACACAUCAGCUACAUUCAGCAGAGUGACCCAUUUUGUAAGAAACCAAUACUCAUGUUACUGCAGCCUAUGGGUCCGCUAAGAACUACUGACAAUGUACCCGUGAUGUCACUGGUACCAUUUAUAGACUACGGCUGCCUGUACUGUUUGUAGGUGAGACAUCCAGUUUAAGUGCUGGUUUUCAUUGUGCCACAUUCACUUUCUUUUUACACAGUUGUUUGGUCACCCGUCUCUUUCCCACAAUCAGAUGUGCAAUAUUUCUAGUACCAUUACAUGUAUGGGGCGGAGUGACCUGCAGCCAUGCACCGCCUUGUAAAUACCGGUCUACAGACUCCUCUGCAUCUAUAAUCAAGGCUUUGCUUUACAUUGUGGGGUCUUAACGUUCUCUUAUAGUGAUUUCUAUAGGGUUGGUAAAUGCUGCCCUCUAACAUAUAUCAGGUGAUUUGAAUUUAUACUCCCUCUCUGCAGAGUUUGCAUUAUGGUUACUGCCCUGGACGUUGCAUGAGAGAUGACAAUAGAUAACCACUACAAUGGUAAUCUAACCUCCAAUACUGUCUUCCAGGUGCUAGAGGCAGUGUCGCAGUCACCAAAUGUUAUAUAGUAUGGGGCACUGCAUGCACGUAUACAGGGCUGGUUAAUCCCUCUGGUGCCAGAAUGAUACAUUAUAGAUAAAUCAGCUUUAUCCCCUCUGCUCUGACUGUCACCCUGGACAUUGCUGUGGGGCUGAAGAUAAUAUUUUAAUAUUUGUACAAAGUAAUUUAAAUUUAAUUGUUCUAUGUAUAUAACUGCAUUUCUAAAUAAUAAUAAAAAAAAGUUUCAUUUAAAGUUA
This is a messenger RNA of Pseudophryne corroboree (corroboree frog), 4357 nucleotides long. RefSeq names its product sushi domain containing 6 (gene SUSD6). The coding region runs from base 310 to 1209 and encodes 299 amino acids. The transcript has 6 exons. NCBI's taxonomy places the organism in Eukaryota, Metazoa, Chordata, Amphibia, Anura, Myobatrachidae. The record is from RefSeq and is a predicted model, not a curated record. Gene Ontology annotation, biological process: DNA damage response.